Molecule: messenger RNA, 1068 nt
Organism: Tilletiaria anomala UBC 951
Lineage: Eukaryota; Fungi; Basidiomycota; Exobasidiomycetes; Georgefischeriales; Tilletiariaceae
Product: ClpP/crotonase
Exons: 3
Coding region: 147-989 (280 amino acids)
Biological process (GO): fatty acid beta-oxidation
Cellular component (GO): peroxisome
Molecular function (GO): delta(3)-delta(2)-enoyl-CoA isomerase activity; enoyl-CoA hydratase activity
Source: RefSeq, a predicted model, not a curated record
CGUUCAUCGCAUCGCCGAGAAGCCAUUGCGAAGCUAAACGGUCCGAAGGAAAGGUAGAGCGGCUGAACGUAGAGUCAUUCAGCACGUUUCUCCCACCUAUUAGCCAGUCUCAAAGGGACCUCUUUCCCGGACGCCGCCCAAACACCAUGUCAUCCUUCGCGUUGUACUUCCCUGGCGCGACCACGACCACAUCAUCAUUAGCGGGGGCAUUGUCCAAACCGUCCACCGUCCGCCUGACCGUGCCCUCGCCGGGGCUAUUCUUGCUGACUUUUACAGGCGGCGAGACGCCAGACAACCGCCUGACGGCUCACUUCCUCUCUGCCUUCCUCGAAGCACUCGAGUACGUGCAAGCGAAGUGGGAGGCGAUUUCUGAUGGUAACGUAGAGGGCGCCGACGUCGCGAAAGGUGCAGCGCUCGUCACGACGGGUCAGACGGAAGCAGGGAGCAAGUUCUUCAGCAAUGGCCUCGAUCUCGAGGCUGCCAUCGCCGACCCUGAGUUUUUUGACAAGUACCUCAACCCGGUCUAUGCCAAGCUCAUGAGGUUCCCCAUCCCGACUGUCGCCAGUCUCGGCGGUCAUGCAUUUGCAGCUGGUUUUGGGCUCGCUAUGGCGCACGAUUACCGGGUCAUGUCUGGACGUCGUGGCUUCCUAUGCAUGAACGAGAUCCACUUUGGCGCUCAAAUUCCCGCAGGCCUGCUCGCGGCCCUGCAGUCCAAGAUCCCGUCCGCAAAGACCAUCAGAAAGGUUGUCCUCGAGGGCCACCGAUUCGACGGUAAGGAGGCGCUGGCGCUCUCGCUCGUCGAUCACCUCGCACCUGCGCCCGCUCCUGACCCAGCAGCAGACAAGUCCGACGGCGGCGGCGCGGCCAAGACGCUCGAAGCGGCCGUUCGGCUUGCUGCGUCUGUGCGCAAGCUCGCCAGUAAGGAUGCCUGGGGAAGUAACAAAGAUGUGCUCUACGCGCCGUAUUUAGCCAUUCUGAGAGCUGUGUAAGUCUCGAUUGUCAGGUGCAUAAGGCCCGACGGGUGUCAGCUGAACUGACACACCGACCACGUCCACUCAUACGCGUGCC